AUGUGCGGCGUGUGGACCAACCACGGAAAUGUAGGGCAGAAAGGGAGGGGACGCCGAUACCAGAGGCAGAAAGGUUUCGUGUACAAAGUGUACAAUCCGUCAGCUGUUCAACUUAUCCAUCGUCAAGUUACAUGAAGGUGUUUUAAGUUCAAGUGAAGCCCAUUGAGUUCCCGUUAAGGUGGGAAUGUGCUGUUAAAUCGUUAUUAUUUUGGGGGGAACCUUUUAGCUGCGUGCCUCAUUUCCACACGGAAUACUGUCAGACCGGGACCGUAAAUAUACCGUCGUAGCUGCUCCUGCGCUCCGGCAGUGGGAAACAAUGAAGAUUUAAUAAAGAAUAUCACCAUUUCAAUGAAACAAAUCGGUAUUUUCACUCGACGUGAAAGCAGAGCCGUUAAGUUUGCUGGUUCCGGUGUGAAAGUGUGAAGAAAUUCAGUGAUGGAUUCGUGUCGGCGGACAGGACUCAGCGGGGUCCUGUGCUCCCUGUCACUGCUGUGUGUCAUCUUGGACAUCCAGCUGGACGGGGUCUUAGGGGCAACUCAUGUCGAGAUCGAGCACCACCUGGAGAUGGGCCGCAAACUUUUGGCUGCUGGUCAGCUGGCUGAAGCCUUGUCCCACUACCACUCUGCUGUGGAGGGAGACUCUAAGAAUUACCUGACCUACUACAAGCGAGCUGCAGUGUUCCUGGCUAUGGGAAAAUCCAAAUCUGCCCUGCCAGACCUGACCAGAGCCAUUCAACUCAAGCCUGACUUCCUGGCUGCCAGGUUGCAGAGAGGGAAUAUCCUGUUAAAGCAGGGCAAUACAGAGGAGGCCAGGGAGGACUUUGAAGCAGUGCUGCAGCGCUCCCCAGACCACGAAGAAGCUCAGGACCAGCUGCUGAGAGCAAACGAGCUGGAGGAGCUGCAGAGGGAGGCCCAUGCUGCGUACCACCAAGGGGACUAUAGCACUACCAUCACCGUGCUAGAGAGAGUCAUUGAGAUCUCUCCUUGGGAUCCGGAAUCGCGGGAGCUUCGUGCAGAAUGUUACAUCCGAAUGGGAGAUCCACAGAAAGCCAUCCAGGAUCUGACACCAGCCACGAGGCUACGCAAUGACAACCGUGCUGCCUUCCUGAAGCUCAGCAUGCUGCACUACAGCCUCGGAGAACACCACGAGUCACUCAAUCACAUCCGAGAGUGUCUGAAGCUGGACCAGGAUGACAAAGAGUGUUUCAGCCACUACAAGCAGGUGAAAAAGCUCAGCAAGCAGCUGGACUCGGCUGAAGAGCUAAUUGACAUGGAGAGGUAUCAGGAAGCCAUUGAUAAGUAUGAAUCAGUGAUGAAGACAGAGCCUAAUGUCCUGUACUACACCAACCUGGCCAAAGAGAGGAUAUGUUUCUGCUUUGUCAAAAUAAAGUUGGCUCCGGAGGCGAUAGACGUGUGUUCAGAGGCUCACCAGAGAGACCCCCGCAACGCCAAUGUACUCCGAGACCGAGCCGAGGCUUAUAUCCUCAACCAGGAGUAUGAGAAAGCCGUGGAAGACUACCAAGAGGCGAAAGAGUUUGACGCCGACAGCAUCGAUAUCAAAGAAGGGCUGGAACGAGCACAUAAACUGCUCAAAAUCUCACGUAAGAGGGACUACUACAAAAUCCUCGGUGUCAACAGGAAUGCUAAUAAGCAAGAGAUCAUCAAGGCAUACAGGAAGCUGGCACAGCAGUGGCACCCCGACAACUUCCAGUCCGAGACUGAGAAGAAAGAAGCGGAAAAGAAGUUUAUCGACAUUGCGUCAGCUAAAGAGGUCCUCACUGACCCAGAAAUGAGGCAGAAGUUUGAUGCAGGUGAGGAUCCCCUGGACCCGGAAAACCAGCAAGGUGGAGGUGGAGGACAGGGCUGGCCUUUCCACUUCGACCCCUUUCAGUCUGGAGGCAGCUUUCACUUCAAGUUCCACCAAAACUAGAGAGGAAGGCUUAACGAACACGAGGGGGGAUAGGGACAUUUUACGAUGGAUGGGACAUUGGGGGAAGAUCAGUGGUGGAUUUAUGGAGAAGUCUUCCUCAGAACUUGUGCUUCAGUUUGGACAGUUUUGUUGGUUACUUGAACCUUUGAUUUUUAAUGCUUUGGGUGCACAGCGGAGGCUUGAGCUGUACAGUGAGAAAAUCUGGACUUCUUACCACAAAAACUAAGGAACUUACUGUGGCUACUCUUGAAUGAACUUGUCGCUGUGGUUGAAGAAAAUGAAGUCUUGCGUCAACACUUAGGGAUGGAAAGGUGGUCGAUGUGGGGUGUCUGCUCUUAUUACUCAUUUUCUUUCUUUGUGCCAUUCUUUGAACCUUUAUCAAGGGGCUCUUUUUUAAUGCAGUAGCUCCUGCUUGGACAUUACAUAGGAGGACUGUCAGUGUGUUGGUUUCUGCUCGCAGUAUUCUUUAAAAGGAAUUACAUGUUUACUGAUCUCAGUCUAUAUUUUUGACCAUGUCAAACAUUCUCUGUACUAGACAACCAAGAUUUUAUACAUGACAUCAGGAGGCAUUUUGUUGAGCUUCUACAUUAAUGGUAAGUAGGUGAGACAUCAACACUUUGAAGGGCAACUUGUAGGUGUUAAAGUUUUGAAAUCCUAUGGAUCUUGAAUCAAUGCCACUCUGAUUGUUUUUAAUUUUUUUAAAUUCCCUUUUUGUUUUCUACAGCUAUCUAAUCAGAAUAACGUGUGACUUCUGUAUUUGGGUGGAAAUAUUAACAGACUUUAUAUACAGCUGCAAACAUUAUAGAUGUAACUUAUAAUGGAAACUUGCUUAAAACACAAAUUAACAUGGUCAACUGAAAAAAAGUUAAGUAUUCUGGACAAAACCAUAGUAAUUGAUGACUGAAUCAAUUGUACUAGAAAUUCGCUCUUUCCCUUUUCACUCAUUUCAAAGCAUGUCUUUGAAAACUUGCACUUUUAUCCUUUGUUUGAAAAACCACUCCACAUCUUCUCCACUCCUGAAAUGUUACUGUAGGUUUUUUUUUUUUUUUUUAAAAGCCUUUCAAAGACUCUUUACAAAGUGUGUCUUCAAUGGCUAACUAAGAGCCUCAUUUAUACAAAGGUCUUACAGAAAGGUUCACAUCUUAAAUGUUGUACUGAGCAGGAGCUGACAUGGUACGUUAGUUACAGGUCUAGGGAACUACUGCGACAUAUUGUAUGUAAUUUAUAAACAGGCAAUUUUUAUCCAAAUAUAUUAACAGGAUGCACUGAGGCACAAUUUGAAAAAAUAAACCAUGAAGUUGCAGAUAAAAUCAAAGUGCAACUUUGUAAAUGAGGCUCCAGUUUUACUGCCAGGAAAGACACAACAGUUUAACCAUAAACUAAGAUGACGUUCUUUUGACGAUUUUACUUUUUGAGCACAAACUUAGUUAUUCUGUCAAUAAUAUCUUAAGGAGACAGUGACUGUAACAUCUUUGAAUCAUAUCUACUGCUCGACUGUGAGAACCAAAUGUGACAGGCUCUUUGUAUUUAAAUUGACUGAGUGGGACUGUUUUGUUUCUGGGUUUUCUGCUGUUAGUGGCUUCAAUUUUACUGUUGCCAAACUGAAUCAGCUGACAUGCUCAAAUGUAUUAAAAUACUGAAACAAUCUAA
This is a messenger RNA of Siniperca chuatsi (mandarin fish), 3579 nucleotides long. RefSeq names its product DnaJ (Hsp40) homolog, subfamily C, member 3b (gene dnajc3b). The transcript has 12 exons. Lineage: Eukaryota; Metazoa; Chordata; Actinopteri; Centrarchiformes; Sinipercidae. The record is from RefSeq and is a predicted model, not a curated record. Gene Ontology annotation, cellular component: endoplasmic reticulum. Gene Ontology annotation, biological process: protein folding in endoplasmic reticulum. Gene Ontology annotation, molecular function: misfolded protein binding; protein-folding chaperone binding. The coding region runs from base 436 to 1929 and encodes 497 amino acids.